This is a messenger RNA of Monoraphidium neglectum, 201 nucleotides long. RefSeq names its product Guanylate kinase. Lineage: Eukaryota; Viridiplantae; Chlorophyta; Chlorophyceae; Sphaeropleales; Selenastraceae. Gene Ontology annotation, molecular function: GMP kinase activity. Gene Ontology annotation, cellular component: cytosol. The record is from RefSeq and is a predicted model, not a curated record. The coding region runs from base 1 to 201 and encodes 66 amino acids. The transcript has 2 exons.
AUGCGUCCCGGGGAGCAGCACGGCGUCGACUACUUCUUUGUGACUAAGGCCGAAUUUGAGGAAUGGAUAGCUGCCGGGCAGCUGCUGGAGCACGCCGUGGUUUACGGGGAAUACAAGGGCAUCCCCAGGCAGCAGGUGGAGGCGGCCCUGGCCCGCGGCACUGACGUGGUCAUGCGGCUCGACGUGCAGGCGAGCGCUUGA